AAUUCCCUGUGGCGCGGGCCGAUGACUAGAAAGACAGACAGACGGCCUCAGCGGCUCCUCAGGCUGCCAGAAGCCGGGUGCUGUAAGGCUAUGUUUCGCAGAGUGCUGCGUCUUGGCUUGGGCCCGGUCCUCCCAAACCGGGGGCUACGCACACGCAGAGGAGGCUUUACUCUGGACUGGGAUGCAAAAGUGUCUGAGUUUAAGAAGAAGAUUGAUUCCAUCCUGCCUGGAAAGCAAUUGGAAAUGAUGUAUGACACCAGCCACCUGCCCCCAGAACAGUCAGAUGUGGUCAUCAUAGGAGGCGGGAUCCUUGGUCUGUCUGUGGCCUUUUGGCUGAAGAAGCUGGAGAGUAGAAGAGAUGCCAUUCGGGUGCUGGUGGUGGAACAGGACCACACGUAUUCACGAGCUUCCUCCACGGGGCCUUCCGUGGGUGGGAUUUGGCAGCAGUUUUCUAUGCCUGAGAAUGUCCAACUGUCCCUCUUUUCAAUCAACUUUCUACGGAACAUAAAUGAGUACUUGGCUGUGGUAGAUGCCCCUCCUGUGGACCUUCGGUUCAACCCCUCAGGCUGUCUCUUGCUAGCUUCAGAAAAGGAUGCUGCCACCUUGGAAAACAAUGUGAAAAUGCAAAGGGAGGAAGGAGCCAAAGUCUGUCUGAUGUCUCCUGAGCAGCUGAAGAACAAGUUUCCCUGGAUAAAUGUGGAAGGAGUGGCUCUGGCAUCUUAUGGGUUGGAGGACGAAGGUUGGUUUGAUGCCUGGUCUCUGCUCCAUGGUCUUCGUCGAAAGGUCCAGUCAAUGGGAGUCUUUUUCUGUCAAGGAGAGGUGACGCGUUUCAUCACUUCAUCUAACCAAGCAGAGACCCCAAGUGGGGAAAAGGUAGUCUUGAGAAGGAUCCACAAUGUCCAUGUGAAAAUGGACAAGAGCCUGGAGUAUCAGCCAGUGGAGUGUGCUGUAGUGAUCAAUGCUGCAGGAGCCUGGUCUGGGAAAAUUGCAGAGCUGGCUGGUAUUGGGAAGGGACUUCCUGGUACCCUCCAGGGCACCAAGCUACCUGUAGAGCCAAGGAAAAGGUAUGUGCACUUAUGGCACUGCCCGCAGGGACCAGGUCUGGAGACACCCUUGGUUGCAGACAUCAAUGGAGUCUAUUUCCGACGGGAAGGAUUGGGCUGCAACUAUCUAGGUGGCUGUAGCCCUACUGAGGAGGAAGAACCAGACCCAGCAAAUUUGGAAGUGGACCAUGAUUUCUUCCAGAACAAAGUGUGGCCCCAUUUGGUCCAAAGGGUGCCAUCUUUUAAGAAUCUGAAGGUACAGAGUGCCUGGGCUGGCUAUUGUGACUACAACACUUUUGAUCAGAAUGGCGUGGUGGGCGCCCACCCACUAGUGGUCAACAUGUAUUUUGCUACGGGCUUCAGUGGUCGUGGGCUACAGCAUGCACCUGGCAUCGGUCGAGCUGUGGCAGAAGUGAUACUAGAGGGCCACUUCAAGACCAUCAACAUGAGCUCCUUCCUCUUCAACCGCUUUUACUUAGGAGAGAAGUUACAGGAAUAUAGUAUCCUCUGAAUGUGACAACUCUUCUCUGGGCCUCACCAGCCCAGGCAUCACCCUGUCUCACAUUGGCUAUGGUCACUGCCCAAGCCUCCCCAUGACUAUGCCAGAGCUACAGCCCUUUCCUCACCAUCCUUUAAGCAGGGCCACUCUUCCUCAGUGUCUCUGGACAUGGAAUGAGCAUAGGCACAGAGACCCAGGCCAAUGGAAGGGCAUGAAGUGGGACCCUAGGACUGAUUGUAGCCUAGGCUGAUGCCACUAUCCAAAACAGUUUAGCUGGCAUCCUGGGCAUGGGGCCCAGGACUGGCCUCCUUCCUGGUGCUGAUACAGAGAAAUGAGUCUCUGACCUUCUGGCUAGAGCCAAGGCACAGAGCAUUCUAGGACAGCCUGGCCCAAAUUCAUUGACUUGUCUAUUAAUCUUCAAUCAAUAUAUGUGAUUAACCCCUUCA
Molecule: messenger RNA, 1988 nt
Organism: Psammomys obesus (fat sand rat)
Lineage: Eukaryota; Metazoa; Chordata; Mammalia; Rodentia; Muridae
Gene: Foxred1
Product: FAD dependent oxidoreductase domain containing 1
Exons: 11
Coding region: 22-1554 (510 amino acids)
Cellular component (GO): cytoplasm
Molecular function (GO): oxidoreductase activity
Source: RefSeq, a predicted model, not a curated record